Molecule: messenger RNA, 7356 nt
Organism: Phasianus colchicus (ring-necked pheasant)
Lineage: Eukaryota; Metazoa; Chordata; Aves; Galliformes; Phasianidae
Gene: C5
Product: complement C5
Cellular component (GO): extracellular region
Molecular function (GO): endopeptidase inhibitor activity; protein binding
Source: RefSeq, a predicted model, not a curated record
ACAGGAGACACCUAAAUACACAUCAUUUUCAUACAAGUGCUUAAAUAAAGGUCUCCUAGCAGUCCUGGGCUGUGUGUGUGUGAGCUGAGGGUGUGUGCCCAGCUGUGAAACAGAACCAAACCUGAAAAGAAGCAUGUGGAAAUCUACCAUUGGAGUUUGUCACUAAUGCAGGUUUAAAAACAGUAUUUUAAAAUGGUUUUGGAACUUGAAGUCUUCCAGUAUUAUUAUUUUUUUUUUUUUUACUUUCCACCCUCACAAGCAUUCUCACAGUUCAUUAAUUAGCAAUAGAUAUCGAAGCCAUUGAUUUAAUAAAAUCAUCACCUUAAUGUUUUAUAAGGUUAUAUUCCAUACAGUGAUGUCCUCCUUAUCAGUGAUAACGUUGGGAAGUUCUGAAGCCCACAUUGGCUGCCUCCUGCUUUGUUUUCGUAUUGACCAGAAAUAGCUUUGUGCCAAUCCUUCCCGUAAGGGCAGACCCAGUGUUUGUUUAAGCUUGGGCAGAGUUGCACAACUUCAACUUAAUGUUUUAGGUUAAUUUUUAUUUUUUUUCCUUAGGUCCUAUGCUUAGAUAUGGAAAGUCUUUACGCCAAAGGAUUGAAUUUUGGUGGCUUUUUUUGUUUUUUUUUUCUUUUUUUUAUUUUGCAGAUGCAUUUUAUGGCCGUAGGUGCUGUAGAUAUACCACCCCCUAAUGUUUUCACAUUGCUCAGAAAGUUGGCACAGUCAGCAAUACCAGUAGCUAAAAGGAAUACCAGCUACAGGAAUGCCAGUAGCUAAGAGACAUUUGCAAGUGAGGAGUUAUUUCAAAAGAAACAACAACAACAACAACAACAAAAAAGGAAAACUUCUGAUUGAAAAAUAUCGGGGUAGUGAGGUCAAUAUAAUUCAAAUGAUUUUUUUUUCAGAAGAAAGUUCAAAAUCAUAUUGGUUGUGUUUAAAUAAAGGUUAGUUUUCUGAAGAGCAAGCAGAAUCAGACUGGUUUUUGCUACCUCUGAAAAGGAAUGUUUAGGCGCUUAUCUAACAGGGAGAAUGUUAGGAUUCAUUCAGAAUUGCUCUGUAUAUAUUACAUAUUUUAAAUCCUAAAUUAAAAAAAAAAGAAAUCCUGACUUUCACUGGUCUGAAUUCUGUGAGUUAAUGAAUUUGCAAGGGCAAUGACAUUUCAGUAAAAGCAAGACCUCAGUUAAUUAUUAAUGGUGAGUGGCAUGUAUCACCACUGUCAGUGGCAUUUUUGUUCCUCUGCAGCAGCAGUGAAAUACAGUUUAAUUCAGACUUGCUGGCAUUGUGGGUGUGCUGAUUGAGACACUAUGGCUAUUUUAAUAUAUUUCUUUGUUUUAGUAUUUUCUGGAACAGCUUUUAGCCAAGAAAAAACAUAUGUCCUUACAGCACCAAAAGUCUUCCGAGUUGGGACAUCUGAGAAAGUCGUAGUUCAAGUUUUUGGCUAUGAGAAUGAAUUUGCAGUCAGUCUUGCCUUAAGAAGCUUUCCAGAUAAGCUUGUUGCUUAUUCUUCUGGCCACAUUUCUUUAAAUCCAGACAACAACUUCCAAAAUUCUGUAACUGUAACACUUCAGCCAACAGAUUUAGCUGGCCCAGAGGACUCAGUCAAGUAUGUGUAUUUGGAAGCUGUUUCUCCGCAUUUUACCGGUUUAAAAAAAAUUCCUGUUUCCUAUGAGAAUGGAUUCCUUUUUAUUCACACAGAUAAACCAAUUUAUACUCCAGAUCAGUCAGUGAAAAUCAGGGUUUACUCUCUGAAUGAAGAACUGCAGCCAGCUCGGCGAGAAACGGUCCUGACUAUUGUGGAUCCAGAUGGAGUAAAAGUGGAUAUCAUAGAAGAAAAUGACUUUACUGGAAUAGUUUCUUUUCCUGACUUCAAGAUUCCUCCUAAUCCCAAGUAUGGAAUUUGGAAGAUUGAAGCAAAGUACAAGAAGAAUUACAUAACUUCAGCUGUUGCAAAAUUUGAAGUAAAAGAAUAUGCUAUGCCAAGCUUUUCCAUUGUCAUAGAGCCAGAAAAUAACUUCAUUAGUUCUGAUAAGUUUGAGAACUUCAGGAUUGCUGUAAAAGCUAGCUAUUUUUACAAUAAAAGACUUGCAAAGGCUGAUGUUUUUCUACGCUUUGGAAUAAUUGAAGGAACUGAAAAAAGAAUGAUGCCUCGUGCAAUGCAUGUAACUAAGAUUACAAAUGGAGUUGCUGAGAUCAAUUUUAACAGUAAGAAAGCAGUGAGUUCUUUAGGCUUUCAAAGCCUAGAAGAAUUGGAUGGGUCAUAUUUGUACAUUGCAGCAUCAGUAGCGGAGUCUAUGGGUGGCCUCAGUGGUGAAGUGGAAUUUUCUGGAGUCAAAUAUGCUGUAUCUCCUUACACACUGAGUUUGAUUGCUACGCCUCUCUUUAUAAAACCUGGACUUCCAUUCUUCAUUAAGGUGCAGGUGAAGGAUACAGUGGAUCACUUUGUUGGAAACAUCCCUCUAAUUAUCACUGCAAAAUCCUUUAGUGAACAGAUGGAUGAGACAGAGUUGAUUUCAGAGGGUUCAGAAUCUGGGAGAAGAGAAACAAGCAUAAAUGAUGGAACUGCUUUAUUUGUUGUUAAUAUCCCACCAGAUAGUAACCUACUGGAGUUUCAAGUAAAAACUGCUGAUCCACACCUUUCAGAUGGAAACCAAGCAACCAAAACCUAUGAAGCAAGAGUUUAUUCAUCAUUAAGUCAAAGUUAUCUUUAUAUUGACUGGGCUUCAAACCACAAAAUACUGAAUGUAGGGGAUUUCAUAAGUAUUAACAUAUAUCCACGAAGUCGAUAUAUUCAUAAUAUACAUCACUACAGCUAUUUGAUCACAUCAAAAGGGAAGAUUGUCAGCUUUGGAACUCAGAAGAGAAUUAAAGAUUUGGAAUACGAACAUCUGUCUUUUCAGAUAACUCAAGAAAUGGUUCCUUCAGCACGUCUUAUUGCUUACUAUAUUGUGGGAGAACCUGCUGAGUUAGUAGCUGAUUCAGUUUGGCUAAAUGUGGAACAGAAGUGUGGGAGUAGUCUUGAUAUUAAGUUGCUAUCGAGCAAAGAGACACAUAAGCCAGCAGAAGUUGUAUCACUUAACAUGAAAACACAAUCCAAUUCCUACGUUGCUUUGUCAUCUAUUGACAAGGCAAUAUAUGGAGUAACAGGAAGAGGAAAGAGACCAAUGGAAAAAAUAAUGCUAAAAUUGGAAAAGAGUGACCUUGGAUGUGGUGCUGGAGGAGGACAAAACAAUGUUGAUGUAUUCCGAAUGUCUGGGCUUACAUUUUUAACUAAUGCAAAUGCUGACGAUUCAAAUGAAGCAGGUGAAAAGUGCAGUGAAAUUGUAAGAACCAAACGGUCUGACUUUGAGGAGCGAGUACUCAAAGAAGCAUCCAAAUAUAAACAUCAAGAAAUUCGAAAAUGCUGUAUGCAUGGAGUAAAAGCGUAUCCAGUAAGUGAGACUUGCAGUGAUAGAGCCCGGCGAAUUCAGAGUCAUGCAAGGUGCAUUUCAGCAUUCAUAAAUUGCUGUGAAUUUGCAAACAGACUGCGGGAAGAAGAGCCUAAUAAGCUCCUAAUAUUGGCAAGAAAACAAUUUGAGGCUCUCUUGGAACUAGAUGAGACAGAAGUUCGAAGUUAUUUUCCUGAAAGCUGGUUAUGGGAAGUUCAUCAAGUUUCUCCACGGUCAAAGACUUUGUCUAUCACUCUGCCUGAUUCGCUGACUACCUGGGAAGUGCAAGGUGUUGGCAUUUCUGAUAAAGGUAUAUGUGUUGCUGCACCACUGGAAGUGCAAGUUGUAAAAGACAUCUUCCUUAGCAUCUAUGUUCCUUAUUCUGUGGUGCGAGGAGAACAAAUUGAAUUAAAGGGAUCCGUUUAUAACCAUAGAGCUUCUGCAAUUAAGUUCUGUGUUAAAAUAGCAACUGGAGAUGGAAUCUGUUCUUCUGGAGAUUCUGCAACUACUGGAGCAAGGAUGCACAAUUGUGUUUUUAAGAAUCUGGGUGCUGGUUCUUCAUCGCCAUUUAUGUUCAGGAUUCUUCCUUUGGAAUUAGGGCUUCACACUAUCAACUUCACACUGCUGACAACUGGGAGCAGUGAAACUGUAGUUAAAACAUUACGUGUAAAGCCAGAAGGCAUUAAAAAAGAACUUCAUGCGGGCUUCACUUUGGAUCCACAAGGUGUUUAUGGUACAAUCAAAAGACGACAAGAAUUUCGUUAUAAAAUUCCACUAAACCUGGUCCCUAAGACAAAAAUUGAUAGAAGUGUCAGUGUAAAAGGACAUCUUAUGGGUGAAGUAAUUGCCACAAUCCUCAGUCCUGAAGGUCUUAGUAUUCUUACAAAUCUGCCAAAGGGCAGUGCAGAGGCAGAGCUCAUGAGUAUUGCCCCAGUAUUUUAUGUGUUUCACUACUUGGAAGCAUCGAACAACUGGCAUAUACUGGGUCCUGAAACCUUAACUUCAAGAACUCAAAUGAGGAGGAAGAUGAAAGAAGGAAUUGUAAGCAUCUUGUCAUUCAGAAAUUCUGACUUCUCAUACAGCAUGUGGAAGAAUGGGCAAGCUAGCACAUGGUUGACAGCUUUUGCUUUAAGGAUUCUUGGACAAGUUAAUCAAUAUGUAAAUCUUGAUCAAAUUUCUGUUUGUAAUUCACUUCUUUGGUUCAUUGAUAACUGCCAAAUGCCAGAUGGAUCAUUCAGUGAAUUUUCAGAUUAUCAACCAGUGAAACUACAGGGUACGUUACCCAGAGAAGCUAAAGAAAAAUCUUUAUAUCUCACAGCAUUUUCUGUUAUUGGAAUUGAAAAAUCAAUUAAAAUAUGCCCUACUCAGAAAAUCCAUGAUGCUAAAAAUAAGGCAGGAGAUUAUUUGUUGAAAAAUGCACAGUCUGCUCAAAGCCCCUUUACGAUGGCAAUAAUUUCAUAUGCUUUAGCUCUUGUGGAUUUGAAUCAUCAGGCUGCAAGAUCGUUGUUCUCUGCUCUGAAGAGGGAAGCAUCUGUCAUAGGUGACCCUCCUAUCUAUCGUUUUUGGAAAGAUAGUUUUAAAACACCAGACCUACAUGCUCCCAGCUCUGUUACUGCACAAAUGGUUGAAACUACAGCAUAUGCAUUGCUUACUGCUUUGUUGAGAGGAGACAAGAGCUAUGCUAAUCCAAUCAUCAAGUGGUUGUCUGAAGAACAAAGAUACGGUGGAGGAUUUUACUCAACUCAGGAUACUGUUAAUGCUCUUGAGGCCUUGACUGAAUAUUCCCUUCUUGUCAAACGGCUUCAUCUGGACAUGGGCGUUAAGGUUGCAUACAAAAAUCAUGGAGACCUUCAUCUAUUUAAACUGACAGAAGAUAAUUUUGUGGGAAGAACUAUGACAGUACCUUUGGAUGAUGACAUAUACGUCAGCACAGGCAGCAGCACUGGCAUAGCUACAGUAAAUGUGAGGACAGUAUAUAAUGUAAUGGGUACUUCUGAAGAGUCAUGUAACUUUGAAUUGAAGAUUGUUCCAAAGAGAGACGAUGGUUACAGAGGAGAAGAUGGUGAGCCACUUGGGCGUUUAGAGGCUUGUGCAAAGUACAGGCCCAGCACAAGGGAGCCACAGUCAGGAUCUGCUCAUGUAGUGAUGGACAUAAGUUUGGUUAGUGGAUUGGAAGCAAAUACAGAAGACUUAUCUACUCUUGCAAGUGGAGUUGAUCAGUUGAUAGCUGAUUAUGAGAUAAAAGAUGGGCAUGUUAUUCUGCAGAUAGACUCUGUGCCAGCUGAUCAAUUCCUCUGUGUUGGGUUCCGAAUAAGUCAGCUUUUCCAUGUAGGAAUGCUAAAUCCUGGCACAUUCACUGUAUAUGAGUAUCAUGCACCUGAUAAAAGAUGCACUGUAUUUUAUAACCCAUAUGGAAAUGAAAAACUUAUGAGGUUGUGUGAAGGAGAUGAAUGCAAAUGCAUGGAAGCUGAGUGUAGCAAAGUACAAGAAAGACUAGAUCAGUCAAUAACUGCUGAUACCAGGAGAGAAGUUGCAUGCCAGAAUGAUAUUGCAUAUGUUUACAAAGUGAACAUCUUAUCUCGCAGUGAAGAAGGUUACUUUGUAAAGUAUUCUGCAACUAUUCUCGAUUUAUAUAAAAGAGGACAGGCUUUUGCUCAAAAGAAUAAUGAAAUUACCUUUGUUAAAAAGAAGACCUGUACUGAUGUUGAGCUGAGCCCUGGAAUGCAAUAUUUGAUCAUGGGAAAAGAAGCUUUAAAGAUAAACAUUGGUUACAGUUUCAGAUUCCAGUAUCCUUUGGACUCCAGCACUUGGAUUGAGUGGUGGCCUUCAAAUACUGCAUGUACAUUUUGUCAGGAGUUUUUAAACAGAAUGGAAGAUUUUGUUGAAGAUCUCAUCAUCAGUGGCUGUUGAUCUACAUGGAGAAUUUUUUAAUUAAAAAUACAGAUCACAUCUCAUUUAAAAAAACCCUCAGUUGUUUAGUAAUUCUUCUAGAACUUAACUGUCAUAAUUAUUACCUUGGAAAAAACUCUUGGCUUGUAUUUCAUAGCCAUUUUCUUAUUACCUGGUAAUUUUCAAAGUAUGUUUUUUAAGCUUGGAUGGGAGAAUAAUGCAGAAGACUUCAAAGACUUUUGAAGUCAGAUGAACUGAAAAGGAAUGAUUGUAAAAAUAACAUGGAAAAGCCUGUCUUUUGCCAGUAGCAAAAAUGCCUUAGAACACUGAAAUCCAAUGUCUUGUAAAAACAACCCUGCCUUCAGCACACACACUAAAAAAGGAAAAAUAAAAUGGCUUAUUAAAUAAUUUUGCUAAAGCUUUAAUUUUCAGUUUCUUAGACCUGCAGCUGACAGAAUCUUGCUUUUUUUACCUUUGGUAGUAUCCAGGCACUUAACAUUUUUCAUUCAACAUUUGGACAGAGUAACAGAUGUUUAAAUUAAACAAUACUGAAGGUUUACAAAGUUAAGAAAUUACAGAUUGUUCUAGUCCAUUUAUUUGGACUAUGCAUUGAAACACUGCAGUGUAUUUCAGACAAACAGAUCCCACUCCCUGCAACAGAAAGAAGCCAUUUUGGAAACCUACAGUUCAUAUUCAAUAGGCUGAAACUGUUACAGGCUCUUCACUUUUUGUAGCUAAACAAACUGAAUUUAUCAUGCUGAGAAACAGUCAAUAUUGGCCUUCAGUGUAUCUGGUAAUGUUUCAGUUAUGAACUUAUAAUUGCUUGCAUUGAGGGUAGUUACUUGCAAAUUAUUUUGCUGUAAUAGGAGAAAAUCCCCUUAAAAUAAUGCAAACUUUGUUAGCCUAGUGACUGAAAAAUGGCAGUGUUAAAUUAAGGCUAAAAAGAGACUAGUCAUGCUAUUACAAUGAAAAGUCAAGCAUGUGUUACAGGGGAAUCUCACUCUGAGAGCUCGGAUCUAGGGGUUCCCCUUGCUGCUGAUGAGCUAAG